Molecule: messenger RNA, 1435 nt
Organism: Cynoglossus semilaevis (tongue sole)
Lineage: Eukaryota; Metazoa; Chordata; Actinopteri; Pleuronectiformes; Cynoglossidae
Gene: ccr6a
Product: chemokine (C-C motif) receptor 6a
Exons: 2
Coding region: 26-1318 (430 amino acids)
Biological process (GO): immune response; calcium-mediated signaling; G protein-coupled receptor signaling pathway
Cellular component (GO): external side of plasma membrane; membrane
Molecular function (GO): C-C chemokine receptor activity; C-C chemokine binding
Source: RefSeq, a predicted model, not a curated record
GUUUAGUGUCUUCACAACCGGAAACAUGUUUGUAUGUGUCACACACGCGCGCACACACACACACAGCAGUAGUGUCAAUCCAGAGAGGAAGCAUCAGCAGCAACAGCAGCACCGGAUGCGACGUUCCAACAGCAGCAGCAGCAUCAGCAACAGCAGCAGCAGCAUCGUAGUCGACGUUCCAACACUGAAGAAGUCAGACAUGGCCCAGAAUGAAGUGGAGUUCAUGUACAACCUCACUGACCUGGACUACGACAUCGUGGAACCCUGUUCUUUCCAGAACAACAACCAGGUGGAGCGGUUUGUGUGGCUAUACAUCCAUUCCUUCAUCGCCAUCCUGGGCUUCGUGGGGAACAGUCUGGUGAUCGUAACCUACGCCUUCUACAAGCGAACCAAAUCCAUGACAGAUGUUUACCUGCUGAACGUGGCGGUGGCAGACCUGCUCUUCGUGGCGGCGCUGCCUCUUAUCGUCUACAACGAGCUGACCUCCUGGUCCAUGGGACCGGUGGCAUGUAAGGUGCUGCGCGGCUGCUACAGCGUCAACCUGUACAGUGAUUUGCUGCUGCUCGCCUGCAUCAGCGCCGACCGCUAUGUGGCCAUCGUCCAGGCACGCCGCAGUUUCAGACUGCGCUCGCUGCCCUACAGCCGUGUUAUCUGCGUCAUUGUCUGGACCUUUGCCAUCCUGCUGUCCGUCCCGACCUUUUACUUCUACAGCUGGUACGAGCCGUUACACGCCCGCGAUGAUGUCCAUCAGUGGAACGGGACCAGCAGGUCUCCACAGUACGUCUGUGAGUUCAGGUUCUACAACGACACGGUGGCCUGGAUUACCAAGGUGACGGUUCCCAGCACGCAGCUGGCCGUGGGUUUCUUCCUGCCUCUGCUGGUCAUGACCUUCUGCUACACUGCCGUCAUCGUCACUCUGCAGAGAGCCAGAAACUUUCAGCGGCACAAGGCCCUGCGGGUUGUUCUGGCAGUGGUGGUGGUGUUCGUGCUCUGCCACCUGCCUUACAACAUCACCUUGUUGUACCACACCGUCAACAUGUUUGAGCAGCAAGAGUGUGAGGCCUCAGACGCACUGCAGGUGGGCAAAACAGUGACCCAGACCUUGGCCUACCUGCACUGCUGCCUGGACCCGGUGCUGUAUGCCUUUGUAGGCGUGAAGUUCAGGAACCACUUCAGGAGAAUUGUUCAGGAUCUCUGGUGUCUGGGCAAGCGCUACAUUUCCCCCCGCCGCUUCUCCAGGGUUACCUCUGAGGUCUACGUGUCCACGCGCCGCUCAGUGGACUGCUCCAGUGAGAACGGCUCGUCUUUCACAAUGUGACACACAAAUGAGCAGUUUUGCUUAAUUUGAUUAAGCAAAUUUGAUUUUUGCUUAAUUUGAUUGUUUUGUUUUUUUUCUAUUCACUUUGAUCAGCCAUAUUGAUGUUAAAAAUAAAAG